Messenger RNA from Pocillopora meandrina, 897 nucleotides. Lineage: Eukaryota; Metazoa; Cnidaria; Anthozoa; Scleractinia; Pocilloporidae. The record is from the annotation of a GenBank genome assembly.
AUGCAGCAGAGCAGUGGAAGAACUGGACACUCAUUUACUCUAAUUUCUGCCUUCAAAGUAUUCUACCAGAGGAACAUUUCCGGUGCGGGCAGACAUUUGUGUUUGUAUGUAGAUAUUUUUUGCAAGUCUGCUACUACAAAAACAGAACUUGACAUUGUCGACGGAUUAAUUCUUCAAUUUUGCAAGUCAGUGGAGACUCUAUAUGGAAAAGAUGUCAUUACCCCAAAUAUGUACAUGCACAACCAUUUGAAAGAGGUUAUUCUCGACCACGGACCAGUUACUAGCUUUUGGUGUUUUAGCUUUGAACAAUUUAGUGGAAUACUAGGCAGUAUAACAACAAACAAGAGAUCUGUCGAACUCCAAAUCAUGAGAAAAUUCAUACUAAGAUUCCCAAAGGACAUGAAACUACAAAACCAGUUUAAAGGAGAUUUUAAAUUUCGUUCACCUGAUGUUUCACCUUCCGACUGGCUUACGAUCUAUGAAUUUUCUUAUAUUGCAACAAAUGUGCCACUACGUGGAAUAAACUUGUUGAAUAAAUCGGAGAUUAGUGUUUCGCCAUGUUACAAGCUUGUUUCUUUUGAUACCGAUGAUUUGAAAUUACUGACCACCGUCUACAAAGUGUUGUACCUUGAGGGACGAAUUGAAGCAAGUCAACUCACAGAAACUAUAUAUAAAUUUGGCUCGUUUAAAAUCUGGUUACCUACGUAUGGGUCCAAAAUACAAACAAGAGGAAUACGUUCUGCCAAGAUACUAGCAUUUUGGCCAGCAAAGAAUGAAAAAGUCCUUCAAGACGCGUUUUUUAUCUCCAGGCAUCGUUCAGUAUUAUUUUACACAUUCAUUCAAGCUAGGAGAGGAACAUGUCACGCACUACUUUGCUUGUUUAAGAUGGUUUUUUAG